Messenger RNA from Diplodia corticola, 360 nucleotides. Its product is annotated as mitochondrial 37s ribosomal protein sws2. NCBI's taxonomy places the organism in Eukaryota, Fungi, Ascomycota, Dothideomycetes, Botryosphaeriales, Botryosphaeriaceae. Gene Ontology annotation, biological process: translation. The transcript has 3 exons. Gene Ontology annotation, molecular function: structural constituent of ribosome; RNA binding. Gene Ontology annotation, cellular component: ribosome; mitochondrion; small ribosomal subunit. Bases 1 to 360 code for a protein of 119 amino acids. The record is from RefSeq and is a predicted model, not a curated record.
AUGGUCUUCAUCCUAGGACUCAGCUUCGCCGAAGGGCACAUGGUCAAAAAAGCCCUCCAAUCGUUCUAUGGUAUCGGUCCCAGUGUGUCAAAGCAGAUCAUGGGUCGCUUCUUGAUCCACCAGCGUGCCAAGGUCGGCGAGCUCGAGGACCAGCAGGUCCUCGGCCUGAACGCCCACCUUUCCACCUUGAAGAUCGAGAACGACUUGCGCCGCAGCCUCGUUGAUAACAUCCAACGCUUGAGGGACAUGGGUACCUACAGGGGAAGGAGACACGCCAUGAACCUGCCUGUGAGAGGGCAGAGGACAAGGUCACAGAUCAGCACCGCCCGGAGGUUGAACAAAAUUGAGCGUAAAGGCUGA